AUGGGUGACAUAGGCCUCUGUGUCAUUCUCUGCGGUGGGUUUAUUGGCUCCUUUUAUGCGUGGCCAAAAGAGCGCCGCUUCGCUUGGCUGUGCCUAAAGGACCUCAAGAAGGCCUCCGAAGACGGUCCACAUCGUGUGAAUCGCAAUGACCAUGCAACGAUACGGCGACGGCUAGUGUCAUUUGUUGGCAACAUCGCUGUGAGUUUGCUCUUCCUCGAGUACCUCCUGCGGUUGGAACCCGAAAACGAGAAUCUAGCUUGGGGAAGUGCGGUAGUGCACCGCUUAAUUUUUUCGGAGGACACCUUUGCGCAAUCGGCGGCGACCGUUUUGGCAGCCGGAGUGGCGACGUUGGUGUUGUUUAGUGGGCCUCUUAUGGAAGAGGGCCUUUCGUGCUUCCGUUUCGAUGACCCAGUUCUUGAACUCCGCGACAUUGUGGUAUGCCCCCUGGGAGAGGAAGUGUUCUUCCGGGCAUUGCUUCUGCAAAUUCUUAAGGAGCACUCAACAACAUCGUCUAUCAUUAUUUCCUCUGUACUGUUUUCGCUUUCCCACACACAUCACAUAUUUUCCUUUGCUGUUGGAGAACGCUUGGAGGCAGUCGAAUGUGGUGAACCCGACGCCGACGCAAUCAUCUACUGGAAGCGGGCUGCAGGAAAGCUUGCUGGUGUGUGCGCCUGCUCGCUAGCAUAUGGCCUGCUUGGUGGGUACUUUUAUACGACAGUGUGCAGGAGAAACCUCCUGGCCGUUGUUCUUUCCCAUUCGAUAUGCAACAUUAUGGGAGCGCCUCCGUUUGGAUUUGUAAGGGAGGGCCAAGGGCGAACACGGCUUGCGUACGCAGCUGUUUAUGUUGCGGGGGUGGUUGGUUGGGCCCUGAUUGUUGCGGGGAUAAGGCGGCGGUAA
Messenger RNA from Trypanosoma grayi, 897 nucleotides. Its product is annotated as CAAX prenyl protease 2. The coding region runs from base 1 to 897 and encodes 298 amino acids. Lineage: Eukaryota; Euglenozoa; Kinetoplastea; Trypanosomatida; Trypanosomatidae. Gene Ontology annotation, biological process: CAAX-box protein processing. Gene Ontology annotation, molecular function: metalloendopeptidase activity. Gene Ontology annotation, cellular component: endoplasmic reticulum membrane. The record is from RefSeq and is a predicted model, not a curated record. The transcript has a single exon.